Zerene cesonia (dogface butterfly) is the source of this 471-nucleotide messenger RNA. RefSeq names its product beta-glucosidase 42-like. The transcript has 2 exons. The coding region runs from base 13 to 438 and encodes 141 amino acids. Lineage: Eukaryota; Metazoa; Arthropoda; Insecta; Lepidoptera; Pieridae. Gene Ontology annotation, molecular function: beta-glucosidase activity. The record is from RefSeq and is a predicted model, not a curated record. Gene Ontology annotation, biological process: carbohydrate metabolic process.
UUAAGCUUUUAUAUGUUCCAGGCCGUCCCAUGGGGAUUUCACAAACUGUUGACGUAUAUUAAGGAGCAAUUCGACAAUCCGCCAAUAUUUGUGACCGAAAAUGGAUUUGGAGGGAGCAGAGGUCUUGAAGACAACGACCGAGUCACAUACUAUAGACUUUACUUAUCAGUUUUACUUGAUGCGAUUGAAAAUGGCUCUGACAUAAGAGGAUAUACUGCUUGGAGUCUUAUGGACAAUUUUGAGUGGAAUCAGGGAUACAGUAUUAGAUUUGGUUUGUAUGAAGUGGACUACACAUGCCCUAAUCACACACGCACACCAAGGAAAUCCGCCUAUGUGUACAAGGAGAUUGCACGCACACAUAAACUCGAUUUAGAAUUUGAACCAAAUACUAAAGUGCCUAUAUCAACAGCUUCGGAUAGGGAAGGUGAUCGAAUUUAAUAAAUUUAUUUCGGGUAUCAAGUAUAGCAGAAA